CACCUCUUGUGUGCUGCAAUUGCUUUUGGUCUCACUUUUGAUUUUCUUUUUUUAAUUCCUAAUUUUAUUAUUAUUAUUUUUUGGGGCUCGACUUCCCUCUUUCCACUCCCCCUGCUUUACUCUAUUUAAAGGAUGCCCCUGCGCCUGUCAACCACUGCGUCCCUUUCCCUUCUUCCUCAAGUGAUAUAAAGUAUCCCCUACGGUCGUUCCACGAACCUCAACAACUUUCGCUUCGCCUCUUCACUUCAAAGACACUCGCUAGUCUAUCGAUCGCCUUCGCACGAUCCACUUCAAUCUACCACCCGAGCACUCAGAUCUCGAUAUCACUCGCUAGCAAGAUGCGUUCUUCCAUCCUCCUCGUCGCUUUCUCGGCUCUCGCCGCUGCUCAGUCCUCCGUCGCUGUGCCCCAGGGUCAGCCCUCCGCUGCUGUCACCUCUUCCCCUGUCAUCCCCACUCAGGGCUCUCUGCCCGCUGGUGCUUCCAGCGCUCUUAUUGGAUCUAGCGGUGUUCCCUCUUCCUUCGCGAAGUCGGCCAGCGCCUCUGCUUCUACUUCCACCAAGACCUCCACCAAGACCUCCAGCUCCGACUCUUCCACCUCCACCAGCGACUCGUCCUCCAAGAGCGGCUCCAGCUCCAGCUCCAGCACCUCUUCCGGCGCUGGUGUUCCCCUCGCCACCGCUGGCCCCGUCGGUCUUUCCGUCGUGGCUGGUGCUGCCCUUGCCGCUUUUCUGUAAAUGAAGAGCACAAGUGGUCUUCCUUGCCCUUAGAGGGAGUUGAGUCUCGACCGUCACACACUCCACUCUGGUGGGGAACAGCAGAUACCCAUGGCGAUCGAACCUUCCAUCCAUUCUAAGCCGCAAGGGUCAGGCGCUAUGAAAUCAAAGGGGAUGGAUGUUCUGCGGUUUUCUUUCUUCUGACAUAUGUAACAUUGCUGGGAAGGCUUUUAUUUCUUUGGAUCUUCCUUUCAAAGGUUCACCGCGUGUUCACCAGAGAUUCAUAACUGCGGCGCAC
This is a messenger RNA of Aspergillus costaricaensis CBS 115574, 1011 nucleotides long. Its product is annotated as putative GPI anchored protein. The record is from RefSeq and is a predicted model, not a curated record. NCBI's taxonomy places the organism in Eukaryota, Fungi, Ascomycota, Eurotiomycetes, Eurotiales, Aspergillaceae. The transcript is spliced from 2 exons. Bases 339 to 734 code for a protein of 131 amino acids.